Molecule: messenger RNA, 434 nt
Organism: Racocetra persica
Lineage: Eukaryota; Fungi; Glomeromycota; Glomeromycetes; Diversisporales; Gigasporaceae
Source: the annotation of a GenBank genome assembly
AUCAGGCGUCGCUGGAUUGGUUGAGAAAACACGUGAUUGGAGUAAUUGAAUUCAAGAAAAAAGGUUCAAAAGAUAUUGAAACUAUUUAUAACCAACAAUUGAAACCGGCCAUGAAAGAAUCGGAAAACACUUUUUGUUUAGGUAUUCUUUAUGACAGUGAGAGAUUAUAUUUAUUUCAGAAAAGAAACGGAAAUUAUUUAAGACUUAACGAGCCUUAUAAUCUUAAAGGUGAGAAAAGCACAACCAAAGAGUUGUGCCUCCACUUAACCGAUGCUUAUUAUAAAAUUCCCUCUUUCAAACAUUUACUAGCAAAAAUCACAAGAGUGGUUAUUGACAAAACAAAGAGAACCAUUGAUGAUUUAGAUAUUAUUACUGGUGUUCAUAGCAAACAACUUAGCGAUGGUGUAUCGCAAAUUUUGAGGGUUAUGGACAAA